This is a messenger RNA of Phycodurus eques (leafy seadragon), 2939 nucleotides long. It is a transcript of the gene rnd3a, whose product is annotated as Rho family GTPase 3a. The record is from RefSeq and is a predicted model, not a curated record. Gene Ontology annotation, molecular function: GTPase activity; GTP binding. Gene Ontology annotation, biological process: small GTPase-mediated signal transduction. The transcript is spliced from 5 exons. Bases 104 to 835 code for a protein of 243 amino acids. Lineage: Eukaryota; Metazoa; Chordata; Actinopteri; Syngnathiformes; Syngnathidae.
GCGGACAACUCGGGUGAGUCGGUCGGCCAGGCGGCGUCAAACAUUCACACGCGCUACGCCGUGGAUUUGUUUUCCAAUCAUAUUCGCUCCCCGGCGGGAAUCAAUGAAGGAAAGACGUCCGUGUCAGAAACUCUCGGUGAAAUCCGCCAUGGAUCCUAGUCCUAGUGUUAAGUGUAAGAUCGUGGUGGUGGGAGACAGCCAGUGCGGAAAGACCGCGCUCCUUCACGUGUUCGCCAAGGACUGUUUCCCCGAGAGUUAUGUCCCCACUGUGUUUGAGAACUACACGGCCAGUUUUGAAAUCGACACACAGAGGAUUGAACUCAGCUUGUGGGACACCUCAGGCUCUCCGUACUACGACAACGUGAGGCCUCUUUCGUAUCCAGAUUCAGAUGCAGUGCUAAUCUGCUUUGACAUCAGUCGCCCCGAAACCCUUGACAGCGUACUGAAGAAGUGGAAGGGAGAGAUACUGGAGUUUUGUCCCAACACUAAGAUACUGUUGGUUGGCUGUAAAUCAGACCUGCGCACUGACCUGAACACGCUAGUGGAGCUCUCGAACCACCGGCAGACACCCGUGUCUUAUGACCAGGGCUCCAACAUGGCCAAGCAGAUCUCAGCGCCGUACAUCGAGUGCUCGGCACAGCAAUCAGAGAACAGUGUGCGGGACAUUUUCCAUGUGGCCACACUGGCCUGCAUCAACAAAAAUGGCAAAAAUGUAAAGCGUAGCAAGACCGCCCGCGCCAGCAAGAGGAUUUCACAUAUGCCCGGCAGGCCCGACCUGGCAGCUGUAGCCUCAGACCUCCGCAAGGAUAAGGCCAGAAGUUGCUCUGUCAUGUGACUGAUCGAACUGAGCGGGAAUAUACUGAUAGAAUUGGGGACUGAGCAUGGAGCAAGCAGGAUUAUAUGGGGAAUGCCUCUUUCCUGCAUGAGAAAGACCCAUUUUGUGUCCGGAAAGGGGGUUUAUAAGCUUCAAUUUAUUUACAAGUUCCUGGAUUACGCUGCAUCAAUAAGUCAAAAUAGCAACCCGCUCAGCACAGACCCCUUCCCCGCUGUCGAGGAAGCUAUCUGUCAGCGUGAUACCUGCUCAGAAAGUGGCUUACUUCCUGCUUCCUGCAGGAGGGCAAAGCAGACGCAGAAAAGCCCACAGGAACUAAGAUGGAGAAGUAAUGUCAUUGGGACACUCAUGAGAACAUGUGACAUUAUGAUGAUGCCAUGGUUGGGUGGGGUUAAAGGAGGUGCUGACGUGGUUGGUUGGCGCUGCUUUCUUUGCUCACAGGGCUUCAGAGUAACACACUGUCACUGUGCUUCAGUUCUGUGUCGAACCAACUGAAGCACAUGACAGCCCUGCACAAUUAAGAUGCUGUUUGUUCCGUCUACAAUAUGUUGUAUAAUGUGAAGUCAUUGGUGUAUAACAGUGUCCCUUUCCCAUGAUCAGUUGUUCUGGAAAUCGCAUGUCUGCAGAAGGGUUGGGUGUUUGAAUAAAUGUUCGGUAACAUGAAGGAUCAAUUAGGUUUAGAUUUAUUUAACAUUCAUUUUAUCCAUUGAUUUUCCUUACCGCUUAUCCUCAUUAGGGUCGCUGGUGUGCUGUGGCCUAUCAAAGCUGACUCUGGGCGAGAGGUGGGUACACCCUGAAAUUUCUAUGUGCCCUGCGUUUGGCUGGCGACCAGUUCAGGGUGUACCCCGCCUCUCGCCCGAGGAUAGCUGGGCUAGGCUCCAAGCACGCCUGCGACCCUAGUGAGGAGAAGCGGUACAGAAAGUGGAUGGAUGGAAGUUCCUUCAGCCUCAGGAUUCUUCUUGAGAAAUGGGCAUGUCAACAUGUGAUAGCAACCUAGUGACAGCUGAAGGCUCCCAAGGUACCAAAGAUGAGGGUGCUCCAGCCUAUAGAGGCCAUCCAUCAUUCCAUCCCCUGUACACCAGUCUGUGGUGUCAGCAGAUAUUGAUUACAAUCGUUGUGUUAGUCCUGCACUAAACUUCCCUCUCUUGCUGUUUACCCCUUUUGUUUUUUGUUCCCCCCCCCCCAUGUUUUGACAGCUAACUGGUUGGAUCUCAAAGAGGCCAACUUGUGAAAUCUAUAGUCUCCAUUGCCUCAAGAAGUAAAAGCUAAUCUAAAAAAAUAUAUAAAAAAUACAAAUGUAGAUUUAACACUGUAAAGCUACAGCAAUAUAUGCAAUUAUUCUCUGACAACCGGCGGUGGUGCAUUUAUUCAUGAAGUGGCCUGUGUAGGGCAUGAAGGAGAGUGAGCGCUAACCAAAUUUGUGAUAAGCAUUAGAAUUUUACCCUAUAAAUCUCAAUCGAAUAUCUUUUUUUUUUUUUUUUUUUUUUUUUUUUUUAAUUACUUACUGUAAUCCAAUUAACAUUGGCAAGGUUCUUUGCUUUCAGUAUCAAUGAGUUAAAUCAAAACAAACCGUCAAUUUAGCAGUCUUUUGUAGGCCACAAUGUCGACUUGCUCUGCCAGUUGAUUAACCCUUCAAUUUCCUAUGUGCUUCUAGCCAAUGGUGUAUUCUAAGAUUAUGUUUAACUAAAUAUCAAGUCAUCCAGGGUCAACUGUACACCUCCAGGAGAGAGCAGCAAGUGCUAAUGUUGCCUUAAUGUACAGCGCUGUUAACAUGUUAGCUUGGUUAUUUAUCAAGGUAACAGAUUUGUUCCUUGUAUCUUUGUUUGCGCCUCAAGACACCCUGCUGCUGCGUCAUCAGGGUCUAGGUUAAAAAAUGUCAAUGUGCUGAGGGCCAGUGUUGGAGCAAAUAAAUGUACCUUUUUUUUCUUUUAAAUUUUUUUUUUUUUUUUUUUUUUUUUACCCACUGGUAAUGACGUGCUCGUAAUGUAACUUUCAAAACGUCCAAGUUAAUGCCAGAGGUCUGAACCAAAUGUUUGAUUUCAUGUUGUCUCCUGCAUGCGUGUAUUUUCAUGUUUUCUCCAGUCCUGAUGUCACCUUGCCGAUAUUG